Messenger RNA from Trichoplax adhaerens, 1416 nucleotides. RefSeq lists its product as uncharacterized. The annotation marks the transcript as partial. Gene Ontology annotation, cellular component: nucleus. Gene Ontology annotation, molecular function: dGTPase activity. Gene Ontology annotation, biological process: dGTP catabolic process. The transcript has 16 exons. Lineage: Eukaryota; Metazoa; Placozoa; Uniplacotomia; Trichoplacea; Trichoplacidae. The record is from RefSeq and is a predicted model, not a curated record.
AUUUUCAACGAUCCAAUUCAUGGCCAUAUCGAAAUGCAUCCAUUAUGUGUUAAAAUCAUCGAUACACCACAGUUUCAGCGAUUGCGCUAUAUCAAACAACUUGGUUGCACAUUUUACGUAUUUCCUGGAGCUGCACAUACACGAUUUGAACAUUCGAUAGGGGUUGGUUAUUUGGCAUGGAAAUUAGUUAAGAGUAUACAAUCUCGACAGCCUGAACUACGCAUCACAGAUGUUGAUGUUUUAUGCGUCAGUCUAGCGGGACUUUGCCAUGAUCUAGGACAUGGUAUUCUCAGUCAUGUUUUCGAUAACGAAUUCUUACCAAGAGUUCCAAAAGAUGUCUCUAAGAAAAACUGGAAGCAUGAAGCUGGAUCUGUGGCUAUGUUCGAACAUAUGAUAAAAACGAAUGAAUUAGAACCAGAGUUUAAAAAAUACGAUUUAUGUGAUGAAGAUAUUUUAUUUGUAAAGGAGCAGAUUUUUGGACCAAUUAACCAGGAUGCCAAAUUACGAGUAAUAAUAUCAAGAGGUCGGGGUCCAGAAAAGAGAUUUCUCUACGAAAUAGUAGCGAACAAACGUAACGGAAUUGAUGUCGAUAAGUGGGAUUACUUUGCACGAGAUUCACACAAUCUUGGCGUAUCGAUUUCCUUUGAUCACCGGCGUUCUAUGCAUUUUGUGCGAGCAAUAAAGGUUAACGAUGAAUGGCAACUUUGUACCAGAGAUAAGGAGGUUGACAAUACGUACGAUAUGUUUUACACACGUCAUAUGCUUCACAAACGUGCUUACCAGCACAAAACCGUAAAAUUAAUAGAGUCCAUGAUUGUCGAAGCACUCUUAAUAGCAAAUGAUCAUUUAAAAUUUCCAGGAGCCAACGGAAGGAUGCUAAAACUGUCUGAGACUAUAAAUGACAUGGUAGCAUAUACUAAUGUUACUGAUUAUGUAAUCCAGCAAAUUAAGCUGUCGACUGACCCAAAGUUAGAUGACGCUCGUAAGAUUCUUCAAGCCGUAGAAAAACGCCAGCUGUACAAAUGUGUUGGACGCACGGCCCCGUUCUCGGUAGCCGAGUUAAACAAGACCGAAGAUCAGAUUCAAAAUGAGAUUGCUGCAUGCAGUAAAGACCUGGGAGAUUAUUGUCAUGUAACCAGUAGAGAUGUUCACGUUCGUGUAAUUAACCUUAAUUAUGGAAUGAAAGAUGAGAAUCCUAUCGAACACAUACGCUUCUACUACAAGUAUGACGAAAAUAGAGCAAUAGCUUUCAAGAAAGGGGAGGUCAGUAGGAUGCUACCUGAAUCCUUUAACGAGCAGUAUAUUUUGGUUUCCAGCCGGAAUAGGGAUAAAGAAGUAAUUAAUGAUGUUAAAAGAUGUUUUAUUGAAUGGUGCAGGAGAAACAAUCUACCAAAGCCUAAAGUAAUGCUUACUUGA